UUGGCCGCUGAGAGUACAGUUAUGGCAUGUGUUAAUGGUGUUCAUAAUUCAUAGGAGUAGCUAUUAGGAGAUGUUAAUAUGCAUCUCUCUCCUCUCCUCCAAACCUAUAAAUAAAUUUGUUUUUUCAAAUCUUGAAGCAUAUUCAGAUUCAUACCACACUGGUGGUUGCUCUGCUGUACGGGGGGACACAGAGGGAAAAAAAUUGUUAUUAGAGAAACAAUGUCUUCUACAGGACUGCGGUUAAAUGCUCAAAAUGACUAUGUGGUGAUAAACAAUGGAGUAGUGGAAAUAACAUGGACAAAUCCAGGGGGAAUUAUCAGAGGGAUAAAGUACAAGGGAAUUGACAACUUGCUCGAACUAAACAAUAAAGAUUUGAAUGGAGGGUUCUGGGACCUUAAUUGGAGUGAGGCUGGUAGUACAAAAACAAGGGGAAAGUUUGACACAUAUAAGGUUUGGACCAAAGCUACUGCGUUCGGCCGAAUCCAUAGGAUAGAAGGGACAGAUUUGCAAGUUAUAGUGGAAAACGAGAAGCAGAUUGAGUUGUCAUUCACAAGAAUGUGGAAUCCAGCAGUCCAGGGUGAACAAGCUCCUUUAUAUAUUGAUAGAAGGUUUAUAGUAUUUCGUGAUGUCCCAGGAUUUUACUCGUAUGCCAUCUUUGAGCACACAAAAGACAUGCCUGCUUUCAAUCUUAACACAACCAGAAUUGCUUUCAUGCUCAAUAAAGAAAAGUUUCACUACAUGGCCAUAACAGAUGAUAGACAAAGAUUUAUGCCUAGUGCAGAAGACCGGCUUCCAGAGAGAGGCCAAGCGCUAGCCUAUCCUGAAGCAGUUCUCCUUGUUGAUCCUAUAGAACCUGAAUUCAAAGGAGAGGUGGAUGACAAAUAUCAGUAUUCACUUGAAAACAAAGAUAAUCAAGUGCAUGGAUGGAUAUGUUUUGACCCUCCUGUGGGAUUUUGGCAAAUCACUCCUAGCAAUGAAUUUCGAACAGGAGGACCCUUCAAACAAGAUCUAACCUCCCAUGUGAACCCGACUAUCCUUGCUAUAUUUCUAACUUCCCACUAUGCUGGUCCAGAUCUUUUGGUAAAAUUCGAGCCUGGUGAGGAGUGGAAGAAAGUCCUCGGGCCCGUGUUCACAUAUUUUAAUUCUAUAUCAGACAAAGAUAUGGCUCUAUCGCUUUGGGAUGAUGCAAAAAGACAGAUGAACAAAGAAGUCCAAUCCUGGCCGUACUAUUUCCCAGCUUCUGAAGAAUUUCCUAAGUGUGGUCAAAGAGGCAUAGUUAAAGGUCGAUUGUUAGUACAAGACAGAUACUUAAGCGAGGAAAAUUUACCUGGAAAAGAUGCAUAUGUAGGACUCGCAGCCCCAGGAGAUGCUGGAUCAUGGCAAAGAGAGAAUAAGGGUUACCAAUUUUGGACUACAACAGAUGAAGACGGCUACUUUUUUAUUAAGAACAUACGUGCAGGCUUAUAUAGUCUUUAUGCAUUGGUAGCUGGAUUUAUCGGGGAUUACAAGUAUGAAGUUGUAAUAACUAUAACAGAAGGUUGUGAUAUUGAGUUGGGUGAGCUUGUUUAUGAGCCUCCAAGAGAUGGUCCUACCUUGUGGGAGAUCGGUAUCCCUGAUCGCUCUGCUGCAGAAUUUUAUAUUCCCGAUCCAAACCGAAAAUAUGUUAACAAACUUUAUAUAAAUCAAGACAAAUUUAGACAGUAUGGUUUGUGGGAGAGAUAUGCAGAGUUAUAUCCCGAUAAUGAUUUAGUCUACACAGUUGGAGUUAGUGACUAUCAGAAGGACUGGUUCUUUGCUCAGGUUAACAGGAAGAUAGGCGAAAAUGCAUAUCAAAGUACUACAUGGCAAAUCAAGUUCAAGAUUGAUAAUGUAGAUCAAGUUGGAGCAUACACAUUGCGGUUGGCGCUUGCAGCUGCCAAUCAUGCUGAAUUGCAGGUCGGGAUCAACGAUCCAACAACAAAUCCUCCCCUAUUUUCAAGUGGAGAAAUCGGAGGAGAUAAUGCAAUUGCAAGGCAUGCUAUUCAUGGAAUCUAUUGGUUGUUCAAUGUAACAAUACCUGGUUUUAUACUUUUGGGAGGAGAAAACACCAUAUUUUUGACACAAACAAAGACCGCGAACACUUUCCAAGGGAUUAUGUAUGACUAUAUUCGCUUGGAAGGUCCCUCAUGCUAGAGUGAAAACCUUUGAUUUUUCCACACAGAAAAUCCUAGUAGAACUACUCAUUUGUUGCCACAAAUAAAAAAGAUUAUACAUAUCUAUAGCAUUCUCGCCUUUUUAACUAGAAAUGCACUAUUUUGAUAGGGACUUCUUUAAGUUUGACAUCCUGAUAUGGAUUUUACUUGCUAUUCCUUUCUCAGGUCUUGACUUUUACUUUAUUGUUAUUGUUGUUGUUGUCCGCCAAUUUACUUAAUGAUCUAAACUCGGAGUUCAUGGUGUCAA
Nicotiana attenuata is the source of this 2439-nucleotide messenger RNA. RefSeq names its product probable rhamnogalacturonate lyase B. The record is from RefSeq and is a predicted model, not a curated record. Gene Ontology annotation, molecular function: carbohydrate binding; catalytic activity. Gene Ontology annotation, biological process: carbohydrate metabolic process. NCBI's taxonomy places the organism in Eukaryota, Viridiplantae, Streptophyta, Magnoliopsida, Solanales, Solanaceae. Bases 220 to 2172 code for a protein of 650 amino acids. The transcript has 17 exons.